Salvia hispanica is the source of this 1576-nucleotide messenger RNA. RefSeq names its product serine carboxypeptidase-like 45. Gene Ontology annotation, biological process: proteolysis. Gene Ontology annotation, cellular component: vacuole. Lineage: Eukaryota; Viridiplantae; Streptophyta; Magnoliopsida; Lamiales; Lamiaceae. The record is from RefSeq and is a predicted model, not a curated record. Gene Ontology annotation, molecular function: serine-type carboxypeptidase activity.
CUCUUUCAAAACCACCAAACACACACAGUGAAAGAGAGAGAGAGAAGGGGUGACGAUGGCAUCAUCUCAGCACUACUCAAUCUUGGUAAUAAGAACAGUAUGCGCGUUGUUGGUAGUGAUAGCUGCUGCAUCUGCAUCCCAGAAAGAUGCUGAUAAAAUAGCAAGUUUUCCCGGCCAACCGGCGGUCAAUUUCCGGCAAUAUUCCGGCUACAUAAGCGUGGACGAAAAGCAAGAAAGAUUGUAUUUUUACUACUUUGUGGAAGCAGAAAGCGAGGGUGCUUCAAAGCCUCUAGUCCUGUGGUUGAAUGGAGGGCCGGGCUGCUCUUCCAUUGGAGCCGGUGCUUUCAGCGAGCACGGACCUUUUCAACCCUCUGGCAAUUCUUUGGUCAAAAAUCACUACAGCUGGAAUAAAGUGGCUAAUAUGUUGUACUUGGAAUCACCUGCUGGAGUUGGAUUCUCUUACUCUGCAAACCAAUCUUUCUACCAAUCCGUGAACGAUGACAUGACAGCAAGAGACAACCUUGUUUUCCUCGAGAAUUGGUUCAAGAGAUUCCCAGAAUUCAACAACACAGAAUUUUACAUAUCAGGAGAGAGCUAUGGUGGGCAUUAUGUCCCACAGCUAGCACAUCUCAUUCUCCAAUCCAAACCCAAGAUCAAUCUCAAAGGAAUAGCAAUAGGAAAUCCUCUUCUUGAAUUCAACACGGAUUUCAACUCGAGGGCUGAGUAUUUAUGGUCACACGGCCUAAUAUCCGAUGCCACAUUGCAUGACUUCACAUUUGCUUGCAACUACUCCGAGAUCAGGAGGCAGGCGGCCUCAGGAGCCCUCACCCCAGUCUGCCGUCGUGUCAUCAAGCUCGUCUCCUCUGAGAUGAGCCGUUUCAUAGACGCCUACGAUGUCACCCUCGACGUCUGCCUCUCCUCUCUCCAGCUGCAGUCUCUGCGUCUCAAUCAAAUGCAAGAUGAGCCUAAAGUGAAUGUGUGUGUGGAGGAUGAGACGAUCGUCUACUUAAACAGGAAAGACGUGCAGGCAGCGUUCCACGCCCGACUCCCCAAUGCCACCAGAUGGAGCGUCUGCAGCGAAGUGCUGCAGUACAAUAUGCAGGAUCUCGAGAUACCGACUAUCCAAGUUGUGGGCGCACUUGUCAAGUCGAACAUUCGAGUAUUAGUCUACAGUGGUGAUCAAGAUUCUAUUCUCCCACUCACCGGAACUCGAACACUGGUUAAUGCACUUGCCAAAGAAUUGGGCUUGAACACAACUGAGGCCUAUGGUGUUUGGUUUGAAGGUGGACAGGUUGGUGGAUGGACACAAGUCUAUGGUGACUUUCUAUCAUUUGCAACGAUACGAGGAGCCUCUCACGAAGCCCCGUUUUCUCAGCCAGAGAGAUCACUCGUUCUUUUCAGGUCGUUUGUCGAGGGAAAGCCGCUACCGCGAGUUAAUGGGUUGGCCAAGGGGAAGAACACAGUGAGUUCUAUGAACAGACUUGUGUAAACCUUCAAGGGAAGAAAUAAACAUGGUAUUGAAUUGGCUUUCUUGUGACAUUCUUUUGCAAUGAUGUGUGAUUGGGUUUCAGAUUCA